This is a messenger RNA of Galleria mellonella (greater wax moth), 1596 nucleotides long. RefSeq lists its product as uncharacterized. NCBI's taxonomy places the organism in Eukaryota, Metazoa, Arthropoda, Insecta, Lepidoptera, Pyralidae. Gene Ontology annotation, biological process: peptidyl-arginine methylation. Gene Ontology annotation, cellular component: nucleus. The coding region runs from base 158 to 1300 and encodes 380 amino acids. The transcript has 6 exons. The record is from RefSeq and is a predicted model, not a curated record. Gene Ontology annotation, molecular function: protein-arginine N-methyltransferase activity.
AAUAUGUUGUUUUACUUACGUAUUUUUGACAAUGACAAUUAGAAAAGUAUAAAUAUAUAUAUAUUUACCGGUGUUUAUUUUGUUUAUAGGUUAUUAUUACAAAGUAUUUUUUAUCUACUGCGAUUGCCAAUAUACGAUAAAUCUAUCAGUUUUAAAAAUGGAAUCAAAUCAAACUAAUUAUUUUGAAAGUUAUGAAGACUUGGAGAUUCACAGAUUAAUGCUUGAAGAUGAAUCCAGGAACAAAGCAUAUAAAGAUGCCAUUAUGAAUAAUAAAUCCUAUUUAAAGGAUAAAACUGUAAUGGAUGUUGGUUGUGGUACUGGAAUUUUAUCUAUAUUUUGUGCCCAAGCUGGUGCUAAAAAAGUUUAUGCAGUUGAAGCUAGCAAUCUUGCAAACUUGGCUAAAGAAAUAGUCAAAGAAAAUAAUUUUGAAAAUGUUAUAGAGGUAAUUCACAGUAAAGUGGAAGAUGUUUCAUUGCCUAACAAUAUUAAAGUGGAUGUCAUAGUGUCAGAGUGGAUGGGAUUUUAUCUACUGCAUGAAGGGAUGCUGGACUCAGUGCUGGUGGCUAGAGAUAAGUUUCUGAAGGAUGAUGGGCAGAUGUUCCCUGAAAGUGCUACAAUUUACAUUGCACCAUGUAGUGUUCCUACUUUAUACCAAAAAUGGGAUAAUUUACAUGGGAUAUCAAUGUCUUUAUUUGCUAAACAUUUAAGAGAAAGUCGAUACAACAAACCUGAAAUAAUGCACAUACAGUCAAAGGACCUCCUUGCAAGUGAAACAGCACUGUGUUGGAUCAACCUAAAAGAGGAUACUGCAUCAGACUUAGAUUCAUAUAGUAUACAACAUGUUGCAGCCAUAAGUAAAAAUGGAUCAUACCAAGGCUUAUGUGUGUGGUUUAAAUGUACAUUCCCUAAUAUAACAAAUGACGGUGAUGCUAGCCAAGUGAGGUUAGAUACAAGUCCUAAUAGUUUACCAACACAUUGGAAACAAGCUGUCAUAGUUCUACCUCAAGCACAAGAGGUUGAAGAAGGGGAACCUAUAGCAUUUCAGCUAGACAUGAUAAGAGAUCAACUUGAUAAAAGAAGAUACAAUUUGGAACUGACAUUACUAGAUCCAGAGGUUGUUGAACAUCCUCUCCCAUGUACUUGUCACAUGACUAAAUGCAUACUUACUAAGGCAGUAUUGGAACAGCAUGCUGAGAAAACAAUUGUAGAAGUCAACUCAAAUAGUCAAAAAGACAGUAUAUUAAUAGAGGAAGAUAUAGAUGAUGAAGAUUCAUCAUCAUCUAUCUAUGGUGAAGAUUAAAUGAUAAUGCAAAUGUAUUAUGAUGAUAUAUUUAUAUUAAUAACUUGAAUAUUUUAUAACAAGAUAUUUUUCAUUAUAAUUACAUUUUUUCAAAAGAAUAGAACAAAAUUUGAUUCCCUUAGUAACAUAAAGUUUAACUUGACUCAUUUAGGUUCGUAACUCAAUGUUACUGGCAAAUAAAUUUCAUUUCAUUUCAAUGUUGCCUUUGGCAUUAAUAAUCAUUGAGAAGUCUGAUUAGAAUUAUAAAGAACUUAGCGUAAUUGUGAACAUUAUUGAAAUUAAAUUUUAUUUAUUGA